Messenger RNA from Cryptosporidium ubiquitum, 1296 nucleotides. RefSeq names its product phosphopeptide binding protein. The coding region runs from base 1 to 1296 and encodes 431 amino acids. The transcript has a single exon. The record is from RefSeq and is a predicted model, not a curated record. Lineage: Eukaryota; Apicomplexa; Conoidasida; Eucoccidiorida; Cryptosporidiidae.
AUGGUUUUGAAUAAAAAAGAUGCAAUUCAAAUUAUAAAGAAAUAUUUUGAAACUGCAGAGCUCAAUUCAAAAAUUAGAUGGGAUGAAGCUGCAAGGCUUCUGGGACCAGAUGCACCACACGAUGCAUUCAAAGUAUUGAGCACAGGAGAAAAACGCCAGUUAUGGUCUGAAUACCAAAGCCAAUCUAAAAGAAGAAAAAGAGAAAGGGAAAGACAAACAAAAUCAGAGUCUAUAAAUACCUAUUGUAGCUCACUAAAUGAAUGGGUGCUUAGAAAUCAAGGCUGCAAUCGUAUUUUACUAUUUAGAAAUUUUGCAGAGGAUCACUACAAAUCAAUUUGGUGGAAUAAUAUUGAAGACAAAGAAAAGGACGAAAUCUUUCAGGAAAUAGUUGAGGAGCAUGAAAGAAAUUUUAUCAACGUUCUUAAACCAAAUUAUGAAAAAAAAGUGAAUGAUUUUUUUGAAUUAUUGAAAUUAGAGUCCGAUAUAUUUCCAUCAUUUGAACCAAAUAACGCGGAGAAUUUGAUGGCAAAGAACGUAGAGGAUAUUGCAAAGAAGAAUUUUACUGCAUUCGGUAUAUGGGAAGACAUUCAAAAAAAGUAUGGAAAAGAACAGUUGUUUAAUGAAGUAUACAAGAAUGACAUAAUAGAUAUUUAUAUCCGUUUAUUAAAAGAAAAAAUUACCAUUUACAAACAAGGAUGCUUAAAGACAGAGAUUCAGUUGUGUAAGUACAGAAGAAUGUUUUGGGACAUAAUUUGGAGUGAUAUACUUUCUGGAAAGAUAAGUCCAAUUACAAAGAAUAGAAAGAAUUAUUUUUUUACAAAUUCAAAAAUUAUGGAUGAAAAAAUUGAGACACUAUGUAGAAUAAUAUCAAAACGAAUUAGACAUCAGAAAUCUGAAAGUUAUUUUGAAUAUUUUGAAGAUUUCUUAAAAUUUAUUGGGUUUCAUUUAUCAAUUAGAAAGGACCAGGAAGUCAUUUUAGCCCUUCUCAAACAACCAAUGAAUAAUGGAAUGAAUUUAUAUUGUAUUGAUAUGUUUGAAUAUAUAGUAUAUCUGUUACAAAAGCUAUAUGAUAUAAUUUUAUCAGAGUCAUAUAUUUACUUUAAAUCGUCAGAAAAAAUUCAAAUAUCUUUUCAGCAGUUUAAAGAAAUUACAUAUAGUAAUCAGAAUAUAAUGGAUUUCAAAACAAAAUAUAUAUUCCCAUUUAGUUUUGAAUCUGUACUAGAUAAAAUACUGUAUAAAGCGUAUUGUGAUGAAUUUAAACAUUAUUCGUUAAGCUCCCUGUUAAAAAGAAGUUAA